UCUUUCUUCUUCUUCAUUUCCCCCCAGCCUCUUUUUCAACCCAAAACUAAUUUCUCAAUUCUCCCUUCCUUACUUUGAACAUCACCUCAGCUUCAAUAUCCUUCCAUAUAUAUAUAUAUAUUCUUGAAGUUAGGGUUUUGAUUUGAGUUCGGAAACGAUGAGUCGGUUAAGAGAGGACGAGCGGAACGAGAGAGCUAUAAGGAAUCUACUUAAACUUCCGGAGAAUCGGAGGUGUAUUAACUGCAACAGUUUGGGACCCCAAUACGUAUGCACAAGCUUCUGGACAUUUGUUUGCACUACUUGCAGUGGAAUACAUCGUGAGUUCACUCACAGGGUGAAAUCAGUUUCAAUGGCCAAAUUUACUUCACAGGAAGUUAUUGCCCUUCAAGGAGGGGGAAAUGCGAGUGCGAAGGAAAUAUAUUUUAAAGAAUGGGAUUCCCAACGUCAGUCAUACCCGGAUAGUAGUAAUGUUGAGAGACUCCGGGAUUUCAUUAAGCAUGUCUAUGUGGAUAAAAGAUAUACAGGUGGGAGGAACUUUGACAAGCAUCCAACGUUAAAAAUGCGGGAAGCAGAAAAUCAAGGAGGUUUUAGAAGCCCACCUUUUAAGCCUACUGCUGGAGGAAAGAGUGAUGACGGGGGCUCCAAAAAUAGCUAUGAUGAAAGGUUGAGUCCAGGAUAUAAUCAAGAUUUUGGAAGAAGUCCUCCGGCUGAACAUACAGAUGAUUGGCGACGAGAAGAUAGAUCCGAGGUUGAAGUGCAGUCCCCUGAUCGACCUAGAGAUCCAGAAAUGUUGAGUACCCCAAAAGUGAGACCUGUAAGGAAUAUACUGGGAGAUAAAGUGUCUCCUCUUCGAGUUAUUGAGCCUCCAAAGGCCAAUGGCUUCCGGCAUAUGCAGGGAACUGUAUCUUCUAGUAGCCUGGCAUCAUCCAAUGGGAAUCCGGCUGGAAAGAAAACAGAAAGUUCUUUAAUUGAUUUUGAUUCUGCGCCUGAUCCUCCUUCAACUACUCGAGUGCCACAAAUACAACAGACUGCCUCUUCUGCUCCAAUUGUUGCUCAGCCAACAACACUGAAUAAUGAUUGGGCAAAUUUUGAUUCAGUUCAAGAGGUGAAAGCCUCUGAUACUCCUUCAAAUACGGACUUUCUGGAUGUACUUUCUGAGUUAUCAGUUCUGUCAUCAUCAGUGGGCAUUAGUGCAUCCAUGUCUGCACCUGCACAACCGGGCAACACACUUUUGUCAUCAGUCGGUGCUACUCCUGUUUCUGCACCAAUAAGCCAAUCAACCAUUGCUUAUGGAGGUGCUCAUGCAGCAACUCUUGGAACUAAUGCCUUUUUCAAUACUGCUGAUAGCGGGCAGUGGCAAAAGCAGGCUCCUGCCCAGUCAUCUAAUGGUGGAUCCCAGAUCAAUCAGUCUUGGAAUUCUUCACUUAUUGAGAAUACCCAAGUGCUUUCAAGUUCUCAAGGUGCACAAUCUCAUGGCAUUGAUAUUAAACAGACUGCUAAAAAAGAACUACCAGAGGAUCUAUUUUCUUCCAACUAUGCUUCAUUCGCUGCACCGGCACCAAGUUGGUUACGUGCUCCACAAUAUAGCUUGGGAUUCAAUAUGCAAUAUAAUGUUCAAAUGCCCAUGCCACCGACGUACAUGCAGCCAUCAAACGUUUUAAAUCAGUUUGGAGUUAACGAAUCAUCUCCUGCCCAAGCCAUAACGUUUCCUUCUAUGGCACCUUUGCAAGGGGCUUUGCCAAACAUGGUAGCUCAACAAGGCAUACAGCGUACUGGAAGCCUUGGUGAGUGGAUGCCGACCCAAUUAUCUCAUCCACUGCCAUAUUCAAGUAUACAACAUACCUCAAGUCUUGGUACUACUUUGUCAGCAUGGACAUCUCAUCCAUUAUCAUUGUCACCACAAAUUUUAUCAUAUGGAUCAGCAAUUCCUUCCGGCCCAUAUGUGGGACAAGCAGCACCCAACAUACAACCAUCCAGGCCUCAAGCAGGUGGUUUUGGUGUAGAUAGCUCUUCCAUGUCCUUUAAUUUCAAUCAACAACAACGUGGUUCUAGUGUUUCUUCUGCCAGAGGAAAUCCAUUUGGUUGAAUCUAUCAAGUUUAUUAUAGGUUAUUUGAUAAAUAGCGUUUUGAUUGUCCCCUUGAGAGGGGAGGGUGAGUUAUGGUGUCUCUUUGUCAUCUAGUGUAAAUGCUGUAAAAAAUAGAAAGAGUAGAAUAAUUUUGAGAGCAAAAUGGGGGGGUUUUGAGAAGUCGAAGACUGUCUCCUGCACACAUGCUCCCCUUGCAAUUUGUAUAAUGUAGGAGAGUUACAUUUCUUAUACUCUUUUUUUAUGAUGGCUUGUAUUACUUGUAAAAAACGCAAUUUUUAUAAAUAUUGGCUUGAUAAACAA
Messenger RNA from Erigeron canadensis, 2387 nucleotides. Its product is annotated as probable ADP-ribosylation factor GTPase-activating protein AGD14. The record is from RefSeq and is a predicted model, not a curated record. The transcript is spliced from 14 exons. Gene Ontology annotation, molecular function: GTPase activator activity. NCBI's taxonomy places the organism in Eukaryota, Viridiplantae, Streptophyta, Magnoliopsida, Asterales, Asteraceae. Bases 158 to 2086 code for a protein of 642 amino acids.